This is a messenger RNA of Mizuhopecten yessoensis (Yesso scallop), 8648 nucleotides long. Its product is annotated as protein FAM43A-like. Lineage: Eukaryota; Metazoa; Mollusca; Bivalvia; Pectinida; Pectinidae. The coding region runs from base 524 to 1582 and encodes 352 amino acids. The record is from RefSeq and is a predicted model, not a curated record. The transcript has 2 exons.
UGGAGAGACAUAUAUAUAUACACACUACAAGGAAGAUGGCGAUUGUCCAGGAGAGCUAGCUCAAAGAACGGAAGUUUCUUGUGACAUUAGUGUUCGAUCUUUGAGAUUUAAACAUUUGGAUUUUCUCUAUCAGCUUGGAAUGGGAAUUUAACAAUGACGCUUGAAUAUUGUCGAUCUUUCAAAAGGACAGGUGUGCUUCGUUGAAGGUAGGAUUGGUUCUGUUUGUAAAAUGAGGUCACCGGUAUAUAUAUAUGUACAUAGACUUUAUUAUAUAGGCUAAUCUUCCUACAGUAGACCGAUUUACUCUCUUUGAUACCUACAUUUUAAAGGUGUCGGGAUAAAAAACAAUACUUUUUCCUAAUAAACAUUAAUCGAUGACGAUCUGUAGAUAAAUGUUUACACAUUUUCAGACGGAUUGUAAGGCUCUCAAAAACAUCCCAGAUAGACAUACCGGUUACCCUGAAUGACAUUGUAGUAGGUAAUUCUAUUUAUAGUUUUGUGGUACGUCACAUCAGCUACCAGGAUGAGUUUUUUCUCUUGGAAGCGGAAUUUGUCUAUAAGUGAAAAGGAACCGACUUACAAAGUCCGUUACCUAGGAAACGUACAGACAGCCAUGAUGAAAGGGGACGGGUGCGUUGACAAGCCAGCUGCAGUUAUAUGGAAUAAUUAUGUCCGGAGUUCGAACCCUGGACUUGAAAUGAAACUGACCGUUACAAGCUGCGGUUUAAAAGCUUUCACGAAGGAGCAAGGACUCACGGAAUACAGAGCACAUAGGAUAUCAUAUUGUAUAGCUCAUCCGAAGUACCCUCGGGUGUUUGUCUGGGUAUACCGACAUGAGGGGAAAAAGAUGAAAAUGGAGCUCCGAUGCCAUGCUGUUUUCUGUAAAACCGAAGCCAAGGCAAAAGCUUUGGCAGUGCAUCUUCAUGAUAAAUUAAGCUUUGCAUUAAAAGAAUUUAUGCGUGAGAAAACCCGACGUCAAAAUUAUCGCCUAACCCUUCAGCGGACAAACUCUCUGCCACAAUCUGGCCAGGUGCUUCCAAAACGAACACAGUUUUUGAGUACAGGUCAACAUUUUAAGCCACCGAUUUCUAAAUCUAACACUGCACCGCGACUCGGUUCAAUUGUAGAGACCUACGAGACUGUAGAUGAAAGCUUUGAAAGUGUAGAGGAAGAAGACGAAUCAACGAUAACCAACGGUUCAUUAGACGAGGAGGAGGCACUGAAACAUGCGCUCAGUGACCCUUCACUUGAUUCCCCAGCACUACAUGAAGCAAAAAUGGAGGUGAUUUGUGCAAGAAUCAUUGAUUUGGAAAUCGGUAAUGACAUUGACGAGCUAAAACAAGAUGAGGAUGUGAAAUUCUGCAUCUCCAACGGUGACUCGGAUGAUGAAUCUUCAGAAUCUGGAUUCCAUGAGGAACAAACAGAACCUGACCAAGACCAGGGAGAAGUGACCUUGAACUGUGAAGGGGUCAAGGACACGAUUGAAGGCGACAUGGCCGACCUUGACCUCUUAGAUCAUCAAGUCUGUGACAAUCCAGUUGGAGAUUAUGUUGAGGAAAGGACAAUUGUGACAUCUUUAUGAUGGCGAGCUGUUGACAGGUCAAGUCCUUUGUAACAGAGAACAGCAAGAAUGUGAAGGACAGUUUACAAGUAUACUAAUGUAAGGAUUGGUUACUUUGUCCUGGUCAUAGGAAAGACACAGAACAUAGGAAUGACCAUAGCAUUGCAGUCAGGAAGGACAUAUAUCAUAGAACUUGAGUAAGAAAUUAUUUAAAUGUGCUGUAAACAUAUUGUACCUAAUUGACCUCGGUCAUGUGGUUUGGAAGGAUGUGCUACCUAAAACUGACCACAGGAAGGAUGUGCUACCUAAAACUGACCACAAGAAGUGAUAUGCUACGUAAAACUGACCACAGGAAGUGAUGUGCUACGUUAAACUGACCACAGGAAGGAUGUGCUACCUAAAACUGACCACAGGAAGGAUGUACUACCUAAAAAUGACCACAGGAAGGAUGUGCUACGUUAAACUGACCACAGGAAAGAGGUAUACAAUGGGUACAAAUCACAGCAAGGAUGUGUUCAAUAAACCAUAAUAUGGAAUAUGUCCAAUACAAGUGCAGAAUGUUUUCUUGGAAUCUCUAUCCAAUAAUUUGCAUAUUUAGUUUCGUAAAAAUCAUGUACAUAUAGAAGUGCCAGUGAACAUUAUUCAAUUAAUCAGGACAUUUUCUUGGAUUAAAUGUUCAACCAGGUUUAAAAAGCCAAAUAUGUGAUUUUGGAAAGACUACAGAAUUUCGUUCGAAGUGGAGAUACACACAUGACGAGCAUUUUUUGUGAGAUUUCCUCAGCGAUUUCACUAUAGCUCUAAAUGACCUUAUAAGGACAUGCACAUGUAUGUGAUAUUUUUCAAUGACAAAGGUUUUCAUAUUUUAAUAAUGAUGAUAUUAGUGUGUAUAUGUAUAUAGUACCAGGAUGAAUACAAGUGCAAAUUUUUCAAUACGUUUGACUUUGAGGCGCUACUAAUAUGGAUUAGUCUGUGAAGUUAUGUGAUAUUUUGUCUGUGAAUUUGAGUUGUAUGACCAUAUUUGGGUAUGUGCGUGCAUGCGUGCGUGUGCGUGAUAUUUGCACGAUUGCAGUGAUAGCAGAACCAACUGAAUAUGAAUUUAUGAAAGCUGCAUUCAAAAUUUUUUUAACCGUAAUGUUAUUGAUUUCAUGUGACCUAAGGAUCUCGGCAAAUAAUAUCAAUCAAUAUUACAGCCAGUGUGAUCAAUAAUCAAGGAUUUCAACCAAUAAAAAUCAUUCUUACAUCCAUGAAGAUUUACUGAAACUUGUGUGCACCAAUGAACAUAUUUGUAACAUCCAUGAAGAUUUACUGAAACUUGUGUGCACCAAUGAAAAUAUUUGUUACAUCCAUUUAGAUUUUCUUGACUUAGCAAGAUUACAAACACAUGCAAGUGGCUGAUGGACUCUAUUGUUUAAUGUUGAGGAAAAUGUCUGAGAUCCAAGGACUUAAUUUUAAGGAGGGCAGAUACUUAAAUAUUUAACAUGUAAACAGCUCACCCCAUAUACUAAUAGUUAUUUUUGUUUGUACAUUACAUUUUUUGUACUAUUACACCUGUAUAUUCCUGGGUUGUAUUUAUUUAAUGGGAAAUUGAUGAUUAUACAGAUUCAUGAUGUCUAUGUUGAUAAUAGAAGAACUUAUCACUGUUUAACACUCCAAUAUUGUACUGAAAAUCAUGUCUUGUUUUUAUAUAUGUUUUAAUGUCUUUCGUCACUAAACAUUACACGUUUGUAUUGAACUAGACAUAUCUAGUUAUGUAUACCUGUGAUCAGCCUUUGCCUAGGAUAAGCCCUCCUUCCCACUUCCUUGGAAUAAGAAUUUUUGAUAAAGACCUGGCAAACCUCAAAAUGAAGCCUUUUUAGCCAUUUAUGAUGAUCUCUUGCGCGCACUACAAUUCAGAUAGUUUUUAUUAACAUAUUUUGUUUCUCAACAUCAAUCAAUUUUUCAGUUGUGUGGGCUUAUUUCGAGGCAUGGGCUUAUUGCUAGAUUUAUACGGUAUGUUGUUUAAUGCAACAGGUUAAAAAAUGAAAGUUGGUACAGCUCCAGUGAUUUUAUGUGUUGUGAUCACAGGUAAAUCUUGACUUGACUCAUUCACCCCUGAAGACACAUUUGAACUCCUCCUGACUAUGACUUUUAUUAUUUAAAACACAUUUCUUCUAGUUAUCAGCAUAUUUCCAGUGACAAAUAUUGAACACAGAACAUCAUCAGGUGGAAUGUUUCUUGUUAAAUGGAGCUUGGGAAGAAUUUAUUGUUUGUCUUCAGUACAAAUUGUUAAGAAGGUGAAUAUUAUCUAAAUUUAUUUUUAAAAUUAUUUUAGCCUGCCAUGACACCUUUUUCAUUAAGGACCGAUAAGUAGUAUUUCAUUAAUUAAUAUACUUCUGGAUCUUUUUCAGAAUCUAUUGAGUAGGAUUUCUGGUGAUAUCAUUUGAUUUCCUCAGAUAGCCUGUUGUUUCAUAUCUUCCACAUACAUUUGCGAAAACCAUUAUUAAUAUAUACACAUAUAAAUACAUCAUAAAAUGUAUAUAAACCUCUUUUUGGGAAAGUUUUGCAGUUAAAAUGUAAUUUAAAAUGUCAAUCCCAUACACGACUAGUGAAGGCUUGAUAAUCAAAUGUUUUCGUCAAAUUAUGUUUUGCAGUGUAUAUGGCUGAACAAUUCAGUUUUAAUAUUAGUGAAUAACAAGUUAAAAUCUUCUUGUUCAGAGUACUCAGUAUGAAUAACCAUGUCUUUAUAUGCUAUAUCUGAUCUGGGUUUUCAGUAGUUUGUUGAAGGUAUAGUCUUGACACUCUAAAAUCGUCUUCGACUCAUGAUAUUGACAGGACUUGUCUAUUUCACAUGUGUUUUUAACCAUCCAAUUUGCAGGGAAAGAUGUCAUUUAACUUCCGAAAUGGCUGAGUAUCAAAGAAAAGCUUUAACCUGUUCACCACUGUAGACCAUAAUUGACUCAUCCAGAUCAAUGCAUAGAAGAGUUUACUAAGGUGACGUAGGGGUGAAAGGGUUAAUGAUGCCAGUAUAUAUGCCUACAGUGUGAACAAUGUGAAUCGAUCUUGACUCAUUCACCCCUGAAAUUUCAUAAUGAACUAUUCCAACCUUUGAAUUGGAGGAGUUCAAAUGUGUCUUCAGGGGUUAAUGAGUUAAUUCUUUUUAGUGUUUCUCUAGACCUGUCACUAGUUGCUAAAUUAUUAGCAUAAUGUUGAAAGAACCCAAGCUGCAAAAAAGUCAUUGAUGUUCAAUAAUUGCAGAAUUUUGAUAUUUAAAAAAACUCACUUUCAUUUUUUUCAUUUUCUAAGACUAAUUAGCAUACGUACUUACCACAGACUUGAACGUUGAGAUUUUUUUCAUUUUAUGAAUGAUUUCCUAUUCAAAUUCAAUGUCGUUAAGUCCAAUAAAAAUGCAACUAAUGAGAAUUUUGCAUAAAUACAUAUUUAACAUCUGAUAUAUUGUUCCUAGCUGUUUGUACAUCAAACUCUAUCCAUGACAGUUUCCUUUCAAUGUAGAUAAUAUAAUAACAAAUGACAAAACAAUAUUAUUGGCUUGAACACUAUACGUUUUUAAAAGCUAAAUGAUCACGGAAUGAAAUGCAUUUGCAUAUUCUGUGGAAAAUAUCCAGGUUACAAUUUAGGAAAAAAUGUGCCUUAUACUGUAUCUUGUAAGUUCAAGAGAUACUUCAAGUCAUGCAUCCGUAGGGAUAAAAGUACUAGUACUGAUAACCAUUGUACACCAAAUUCGAAUUUUUGAAAUAAAUAUAAGCUCAUACAGAAUACUAAAUAAAUAUGUAAUGCCAAUAAAACAUGGUAAAUGAAAAAUCUAUAUUUUAUAUAAGAUCAUCCAUUUUGAAUUUGCAUGAAAAAUGUGAUGCCUACGACAAUAUCGUGUUAGCUUCUAAUGUAAAACUUACAACACAAGUUAUAAAUAUACUCCAUAGAAAAUAUACUGUAUUGUAAGUUAUAUUGUUAUACCUAUCUGCUCAAUUUUACCAUGAAGUGGGGUCCUAAUGUGUACCUUUGUAGAUUUAUAAUGUAAUACAAUGUAGUUAACUUAGCGAACUAUUAACUGUCGGUAUUAUCUCCCCACAUAUUAUGUAUUGUUGAAUAUUCUGAAAUACAAAACACCCUGUUAACAAAACUAACAGAAUGAUACAAUGCAUGUAGUAUAGCUAUAAUGUAUGAGUAACUUAACCCUACAAUCUAAAGCCUGAUACCACUAAUGUUUUAUAUUACGGCAAAUUUGUACACAUUCACAGGUACCAGGGCUAACGUUAGCUUAGGCUUAUUUACAUAAGUGUUGCGAUAAGAACCCUCAAAAUAAACCACAAAUUAGUCUUCACCAGAUAAUUUAUAACCUGGUCAGUAACAGCUCAGAAAUAGUAGCAAUCUUUAUAUAUAUCCAUCACAGUUUUAAAUAGAAAUCUAGGAUAAGAUUGACUUAAUCUGGUUAGUUUAUAAAGCUUAAUUAAUCAUUCAGUGUUUGGCCGAUUCUUUUGUUAUGUCUGGCUAUAGCAUUAAUAAACGGGACAGGGAAGGACUUUCAGGACUCAUUCUGGCACAUAUGUGUGUAUACUUUAUAUACAUGUUAGGUAACCUUGUCUACAUGUAGAUAACCUCGACUCACUUUGGUUAGUUAUUUUACUCUCUAAUGGAUUUGACUUUGUGUUACACGCUUGUUUUCGACUUUUUUAAAUGCCAGUAUGUACUUUCAAAAGGUGUACAAAAAUGAAAUAAUUUUAUUGGGAAAGAGGAAAUGUCGAAAAGUUUUACCUAAGUAUUUCAUAAAUCAUACUAAAUUGUCCUCAGCUUCGGUUGAAGAUAAUGAUUCAAUUUUAUUGUAACAAUCUGUAGUCAGUGUGUUGUCACAAACUCAUGUUAUCAUUUAACUUAACUUUUAACUGUAUAGUCAUGUAAUUAUAUGUACAUGUAAAUAUAUAUCUGAAGUAUAUAAAAAAAAUAUCAUAUUUUCAUAUUCAAUAUUUGAAAUAUCAGCCAUCUUGUGCAAUAUUCCCCUAUCUUAUCUGCCAAUGAAAUGGUCUGUUAUAUUUUUCAUUUGAUAUCUAUUGACCAAUCAAAUGGUAUGUUAUAUAUAUUUUGUCAUGUAUAUAUAUUGACCAAUUAAUUGUUACGUUACAUUUGCGUUAAAUUUAUUGUUGAUUUAUCUUUAUAUUAUGAGACAGAUAUGUUCAUUACACAGGAAUGUGGAAUUACGAAAGAUCACAUAGAUAUACAGGUUUAUUUCAAUUAAAAUCAAUUUCACUCUCUCCCAAUUGAUUCAAUUUCUUUUUGGAAUCAGAUAAUCUUAUAUUGUGAAUCAGUUCUUCAGCCACACAAACAUAUUGACGAAGGAACUGUAAACAAACUCAUCGUAGCUUAUUAAAAUUGUAGCGCAUUUUCAGAUUUUUACAGAUUAGCGAAUUAGUCAAAAGUCGAAAAGCGCUAAAAUAAAACUUCUGCUAAAGUAGGUACGUUUACAGUAUAAGCGAUGUGUGGUGAGAAAACGUUUGUAAUUCAUGACUGUAAUACACGCAUGAAUACAAUAUUGAACAUUUGUUAUUAUUUAAGAAAUAUUCCAAAUUAGACAGUUGCACUCCGAAAUGAUUUGAUCAAUUCUCGAUUGUUUUAAUCAUUGUUUUUAAUUUGUAAGCAUGAGGGUAAAAUCUUUUAAUUGAAAUGUACAAAAUUAUAAUGAUUUUUUGAGAAAAUGGAAUCUAUAGAUCUCUUGAGGCGCCUGUCUUAAUUUCAACCGUACAUUUCUACAGCUGACGUUUAUCCGGUUUUAGCAGGUAGUACUUUAACUUUAUGUAGUGUCGAUUUCGUAUGAAACAGCGAGUAGUCCACUCUACAGAAGUGUAUUUUUGAAAUGAUAAUAAAAAAGCACCAAUUGAAAAAAACAUAGAUGUAUUAUGUUAAUAUUAUGAGCAGACUUGCAUGUAUCUUAUUUGAAAGUUAAAUCACACUUAUUAACAAUAUUGUAAUUUUUUUUCUUUUUUUUUUCUUUUUUAAAAUAUUUUUUCUUCAUUUUUUAAAUUUAUAAUGGGUAAACUGUCAAAAUUUGGUUCAAGUGUCAAGUUAUAUUUAUGACACUUUCAGUGAAACAGUGGGUUCAAGCAUUGUACAUUUUGAGUUGUCCUGAUUAAGCUAGUUGCGUCAUAAAAUAACUAUCAGACGAAUAUCUUUACUGCUAGUUUAAUUUUAUUCUAUCAUUAUUUCCGCACGAUCUUGCAUAGGCAGCGAUAUAAAUUAAAGUUUUUAAUCCGUUAAGGAAACCUCCUAAAAAAAAAAACAUGACUUCCGACUAUGGUGUAUUUUUGUAUAUGGCUCAAAGGCAAUCCUUGCUAACAUACCAUUCAGUUAAUUUAAUGCUAUGUAAUAUUUAUUAUUAACUCAGAUAUGAACCAUGAUAACCAACCCACUAUGUAAGCUAUGACUAAAAAGUGUAGAUUUUUUUUAUGUGAAAAAAAAAAAAAAUUGUUUCAUGAUUCAUAAAUAUUGGUACUAUUCCGUAUACAAGCCACAAUACAGAGUUGAUAUAAUAAUUCAUUGGCAAAUGUUUUACAAUUUUCUGAUGACAAUAAAUGAUAAUGUAUUGAUUAUUAUGUACAAAAGUUUUAUAAAAUGCUGGGAGUAUUUGCUAUCAAUUAUAAGUAAGAGUAACCAAUAUGAAUCUCCAUAUCGUUUAGGUAGCAGAGAGUUACGAUAUAGGGGAGAUAACCCCGGAUGCAGUGCUAAAUGACACUAGUUUUAUUUAUUUCUCGAGCAAUAUUGGUGUUGCGCUUUUUAUAAGUCAAUGUUCUGUAAAUGUUCAUCUUUGCAAGCCAAGGGUUAAGAUCCGGUACGAUCUGGUCUACCCGUUAAGAAAGAAAAAAACCCGGAUCGAAAUCCUUUGCUAGCGAAGAUGGUCAAUGUUCAUCAGUUUCAAGUUGUGUAAUCUAUUAUAAAGUUUUUAUUUCUAGAAGAAAACCAGAUUUUUCGCUCACUGUACUGCUCGUUGUAUGUCGAAAUGAGAUUGAUUGUCUCAUUCUAAAUUUUUGUUAUCUCUGUGAAUAUGUUCAUCACACUAUCUACACUGUUUACAUAUUUACAUAUUAAAAUGACAUAACCUGCA